UAACACAUGCUUCGAUUUCGGAGAGCUGUAGAGCAAGUUCGGAAGUUACUGUAAGGUGCCGGAAUUGGCAAAAUAGCAGUUUUUUAGUAAAUUCAUUCUACAAUAUACGAGAUAUAAGAUAUUUCCCAGUCCGUUAGAUAUUUAUAGAACCUAUGGAGCAGCUGAUAGCUUCUUCUGAUAACUCUGUGGCGACAAGUUUGUGUCAGAUUUUGAGGGAAUUUAUUGGUGCCAGAAAAUGCCAGUCAUUGAAAAGGCGACUGCUGAUCUCAGAGAAUUGAAUGGUCAUGCUUCGUUUGUUCCUUCUCUCUUUUCUGUACUUUGUCAAGGAGAUGACGCAGAAAUAAGAAAACUUGCAGCAAUUAUUUUCCGAAGAAAAGUUUCAAGGCAGUGGAAAUCAUUUAACCGUGAGAUUUGUGUCGGAGUCCGCCAAGCCGUGCUUGAGCGACUGCUAAUUGAAAAUGAUUCUAAAGUUGCACAUUCUCUCUGCCAAGUUGCCGCGUCGAUAGCAAAACACGAACUAGGACAGGUUAACGGAACCUGGCCGGAUUUGUUCGAAGUAAUCAAAAGAGGGGUUACACAAGAAGGCAGCAGAGAGACUACAUUGUAUCUAGUCAGCGUUGUUUGUGAUUACGUGAAUGAAACAUUAGGAGCCCAUUUCAUUGACUUGUUAAAAUUACUUGGAGGAACACUGGAAAAUGUUGGAAAAGAAGUAGGGAACACUGAAAUAUAUGCUGUGAAGGCGUUCGACUCUCUCGUACCUUAUUUGGGUGAUGAAUAUGUGAAUCUUGUUCGUCCCCUUGUUUUAAAAUGUGUCAACGUGAUUCAGAGACUUCUUGAAACUGAUGAGGACAAAGCUUCUGAACUGAUGGAAAUAUUUGAGACGUUAAUUGAAACGGAAGUCAGCUUCAUUUCACCUUAUGUCAAAGAUUUAGUGCUGUUUUCAUUGCAGAUCGCUUCUAACUCAGAAUUAGAAGACACCACGAGAGUAAGAGCUUUGUCUCUGCUAAGAUGGAUAAUCAAGCUGAAGAAAAAGGCCGUCAUCAAAUUAUCUUUGAUCGAACCAAUCCUCGAUAGUAUCUUUCCGAUCAUCACCUCAGCUCCUGACGAUGAUGACGUCAGCUUUUCUUCUGAAGAUGCUGAGUCAGAGCACCCUAUAUCAGCUGCUGUUUAUAUAAUAGAUGAACUAGCUCUGCAUCUCCCACCUGAGAAACUAUUUAAAGCAAUUAUGCCAAAGCUUGAAGUAAUGAUGGCAAGCAAUGAUCCCAGUCAUCAACGAGGUCUCGUGCUCACUCUUGCAUGUCUUGCGGAAGGAACAUCAGAAUUUAUCAAAGCGAAUCAUUUGAAACAGUUUCUGGAGAUUGUAUGUCGGGCCUCACUCAAUGAGAAUGAGGUUGUAAGGACGGCUUCACUAUUUGCUAUCGGGCAGUUUUCAGAGCAUUUGCAGCCUGAUAUCAGCAAGUUUUCGUCGGAAGUCAUGCCAUUACUUUUUGAAAUCUUGAAGAAAACUCCGGAAUCAAACAAAGGAAUUACUAGAGCUUAUUAUGCUGUGGAAAAUUUUGUUGAAAAUUUGGAUGAUGAAAUUCUCACUUAUCUCGAACAAUUGAUGUCACAUCUACUGACAACUUUACAAACUUGCGAAAAGAUUCACACAAGAGAAUUAGUUGUCAGUGCAAUUGGAGCUGUAGCUAAUGCAGCCAAAGAAAACCUUCUGCCAUAUCUCGGACAAAUUUUGAGUCAACUCAGAAUUUGCUUGCCAACCAUGAAUCAGCAAAAUGGACAAACCCCGACUCAGCAAAAUGAAGAGGAGGCAGAAAAGUUAGGAUUAUUGCAUAUGCAAACAUUAGAUACACUAGGUGUCCUCGCAAGAACUGUUGGUAAAAACAAUUUUCUUCCCCUCGCUGAAGAUUGCUUAAAACUUGGAAUGAAUUUACUGGAAAAUGAGAAUAACGAUCCUGACAUGAGGAGAUCAGCAUAUGGAUUAUUCUCUGCUAUAGCUACAAUUGUCGAGGAAAAGAUGUCGCCGUUCCUGAAUGUAAUUGUGAAACAUAUGCUGGACUCGUUAAGGUCAACUGAGGGGGUUGUGGCUCACUAUAACGAAGAAACUAAUGGAACUUCUUCAAAGGAUUUCUCAUUCUUGGAUGACAGUAAUCAAGAUACUGAUCUGACUACUGAGGCAGAUUCACAGGAGAACGAUGAUGAUGAGGACAUUGAAGGCUUUUCUGUUGGCAAUUCAUACAUGGAUGAGAAGUCUGAUGCUUGUGAAGCCAUUGGAGAGAUCGCAAAAUAUACCAAGACUGAGUUUGUGCCGUAUUUAAAGCUUGCAUUUGAAGAGGUCUACCAUCUAGUCGAUUUCCCUCACUCAGAUGUCAGAAAAGCAGCCAUUGCUUCAUCUGGAGAAUUAACUAUGUGCGCUCAUAAAUUGAAGAAUGAAAAUUUUCCAUCAUUUGUAUCUCAAAUUUUUCCUGUCAUCUGUAAAACCUUGGUGAAAGACACCGAAAGAUUGGUUGUUAUGGGAUCCAUAGCAACGGCCAAUCAGAUGAUUGAAUGCUGUGGGAUGGAUUGCUUUGUGAAAGGACAGGAUUCAUUAAAGGACUUGAUGGCUCCAUUGUUUCUAGUAAUGAGCGGGAAAUCUGCCUGUCAGGAUGGCGAUGAUGAUGAAGAUGAUGUGCAAGAGGAAUCUGCAGAGGCUGAAUAUGAUGAGAUGUUGAUUGAAUACUGUGGAGAGAUUCUACCAGUCCUUGCUGGCAAUCUUGGAGCAACAACUUUUCUGCCAUAUUUCGCCGGAUUUCUGCCUGCUCUAGUGUCAAAAUUGAAACCAUCUUGCACAACGUCUGAAAGAUCCUUCGCUGCUGGUACAAUUGCAGAAGCGUUUCAAAAACUUGGGCCAGGAUCAGCAAAAGAUGUUGUUGGUCAUGUAGUGCCUAGCCUAUUAGGGUUAACAAAAGACAAAGAAACCGAAGUCCGUAACAAUUCCAUAUUUGGUAUCGGUGUCGUUCUACAAAAUGCUGACUCAGCAGGUUUGCAGUUCUAUCCAACAGCUUUGAACAUAUUGUCUCAGGCGCUUUCUACCGAGAAGUCUCGCGGAGUGAUUGAUAAUAUACUUGGAGCAGUUGCGAGAAUGGUGAUGGCGAAUAGGCAAGCUGUACCAGUGGAACAAGUAAUACCUGUCCUACUUGACCACCUACCGAUAGUACAAGACCAUGAAGAAGACGCCGUGGUUUAUUCUUGUUUGUGUAGAAUGUUGAAUGAAGUUUGUAUCAAUGUUGAGAUUAAGUCAAGGAUUAUAAAACUUUUUGUUACUGGAAUGGAGGGAGUUGAGCAAGAAAUCCAGUCAUCAAUUGCCAAAGAAAUGAAGUCAAUACAUCAAAACAAACAAGAACUUUUCAAUCAAAUUUGCCAAAAUUUGGAACCCGAAUUAGCCUCAAAAAUUCAGUUAAUUUUAGGUUGAAUUUUCAUAAAAAUUUUGUCACCGUAGUGUGAAUUUUGUUGGUGCUAUCGUUAUCUGCCACAUUUUGGAAGUCUAGAACUCGUUUCUAUAGUACAGACAACAUACAGUGGUGCAAUUUGGUUGUUUAAUUUCUCAAAUCUAAGAAAUUCGGAAAUCAAGAGCAAACUCACAAUCGAAGAAAUGUAUCUCGUUGCUAAUGCUGAUUAUACAAAACCAUUCAUGUUUGAAGUGAACACACCAUGGAAAGAAUAAUCAGAGUUUCCUAAAAAACGGUUAUCAUAGUUUCAACAUCAUUGUCAUCCAUGCUUUAGAAUGGAACUUGGAUAUCGUGUAUUGAACUGCAGGUCCUUUCUCCUUGUUUACUUCCUACUUCGGAUCCGUAUGUGGUACUCACCACAAGGAUGCUUGAACGAGAUAGUAUUAAAGUGAUAAGUAAAAAUAACAUGAUCUCUUUC
Styela clava is the source of this 3903-nucleotide messenger RNA. Lineage: Eukaryota; Metazoa; Chordata; Ascidiacea; Stolidobranchia; Styelidae. The record is from RefSeq and is a predicted model, not a curated record.